Molecule: messenger RNA, 4353 nt
Organism: Adineta steineri
Lineage: Eukaryota; Metazoa; Rotifera; Eurotatoria; Adinetida; Adinetidae
Source: the annotation of a GenBank genome assembly
AUGUCAUUAUUAAAUGCAUUUAUUGACUCAAUUGUUUGUGUGGGUUUUAAUUCAGAACGUGGUUUUACCAUUAAAAAACAAUUUGAUGAUAAUAAUGAUUCUCCUUUUCAAUCAUCAAUUAAACCAUAUGUAUUAUCUAUGCUAACAGCUGAUCAAGCACUAUAUCCACAAUCAAAAGACAAUGAAGUCAUUGAUCAAUAUUAUCCAUCGAUCUUCUAUUCCAAAUCUUCAUCUGUAUUACCUUUAAAUACAAAAGUACCAAAAAAACAUAUUAUACCUAUUGCAUAUAAUAAUUUACCACUUUUCUGUUUACCUGAGGAUGUUAAAAUAUCACAUCAAUCAGAAGACAGUAGAAUACAUUACAUUGUAUUUACACAAGAAGAUGGCAAACGAAGUUAUGCUGUAGUACUUACAUUUCCAGAAAAAUUUAUUCUAAAAUCUGUCGAACCAGAUGAAGAUGGUAAAUACGAAAUUGAACCAUAUGUAGUAAAACAAGUUACGAAAAAGCCAAAGAACAGAAUACCAUCAUCAUAUCGUUAUGAAAAUAAUACAUCUCAUAGAAGUAGUACUUCCAGUGGUGCUUCUCGUAUGCGAGAACGUUCUCAAUCAAAUACAUCACUUCGUACAUCAAAUACAAAUGUAUUUAAUGCAUCCGAACCUUUUUACUUACCACAUUGUCUUGUUCUUAUUUCUUCACAUACAUACUGGACAGCAAUGCAAGAAACAAUUUCAAUUAUUCAUGAUGAAAUUCUGCAAUUAAAAAUUGAACCAAGUUCAAAUGCAUAUAAACAAUUAAUACAAAAAUAUGCAUUUCUUGCUUGUAAUACACCAACACCGCCUAUACCAUGCGACCAUUUUUCACUUUCAUUUAGUAUAUCAAAUAAUCAAUAUUUAAUAACAUUAGAUCCACCAAUAAAUUCGAAUCGUACUGUUCUUGAUUUAGAUUUAUCUAUUCUUCUAUUAAAACUUAAUAUUGGAAAAUUACUUGAUGUAUUAUCAGCUAUAUUAACUCAACAACCUAUAAUUUUUUUUAGUUCAGAUUAUUCAAAAUUAGUUACAACACUUGAAUGUCUUCUUUAUUUAAUAUAUCCAUUUAAAUGGAUUCAUAUUUAUAUACCAAUUGUACCUGAUGGUUUAUCUGAUUAUUAUCUUGAAGGUCCACCUGGUUCAUAUAUUAUGGGUGUACAUUCUCGUCAUCAAGAUAUUGUUGAAAGUUUAGAUCUAUGUUUAACGUGUAAUUUAGAUAAUGAUGAUAAUAUUCUUAUUCCAGAAAAUAUUGAAUUUCAUCCUAUACCAGCAACAAAACUUCGUCGUUUUACUGGUCCAAUAACUGAACAUCUUCAUAAUAUAAAAACUGCACGAUCAUUACAAAACAUUCAUUCAUUAGGUCGUUUACGUUAUGAUGAACAACGUGAAUUAGAACGUCAACAUCGUAUUGAUACAAAUUAUAAAAUAAUUACAAUAUUUCUUGAUUUAAUGGUAGAUUUAUGUGAUGAUACAUUAAAACCAAUCUAUUGGAAAAUUGAUCAUCAACAAAAGAGUUCAUCGUUAAGACGAUCAUCAACUAUUGAUUUAAAUAAUCGUGUAUCAAAUAAAACAAUAUUUAGUAAAGAAAAAUAUUUACUUUCAAAAACAGAAGGUAUCGAACAAGAAUUCUACAAAUUAUUUAUUGAUAGUACAGCUUUUCAACUGUUUAUCGAAGACGAAAUGGCAUCUAAAAUACCAACUGAAUUUCAAAAAAUUUGUCAGUUACGUUCAUUAUCAAAUCAAGAUCGAUCAUAUCAUUUUAAUACAGAAUUAAUCGAUGAUCAUGUUGAAUCAACCAUGUCAUUAUUUGAAACAACAUCAAAUCAAAUGUUAUUACCAUUACCAGAUUGGCCUUUAAAUAUAACAACACAUUAUCUAGAUAGUUGUAUUGAAGUAUUUACAAUUGAAUUACUUCAUGCACAAGAAGAACGUUCACAACCUAUAAUAUCAGUUUAUGCUUAUUUACGUGGUUGCGCAUUAUUAACACGUGGUUAUCUUCUUAAUGGUCUUCAAGAUCUUUAUUUAAUUGAUAAUGAAAAUUUAUUUCCUAAAAAUUAUAUUGAAACAAUGAUUAUACCUCUUCUAUCAGAAGCACAUCUGCUCGAUCUAUUUCGUCAUGAAUCAUUCUAUAUAGAAUCAAUUGAAUGGAAAAAAAUACGUACAAAUUCAAUUGAUUCAGAUAUGUUACAAUCAAUUAAUCUUGAACAAAGUGAUAAUUCAUUAGAUGAUAAUAUUUCUGUAAAACCGUUUAAUGAUGUUACUUUGAAUACUAAGCCAACUGUAAUAAAAGAUGAUCUUACAUUUGAACAAUUCUAUGAAUAUGUACAUCGAUUAAGUAUUAUUAUUGAUAAAGAUAGUGCAACAAUUUUAUUUAGAGCUUUAUUACAUUUAAUAAAGACAACAAAUAAACCUGUUGAUACGUUCAAGCGGAAUCGACGAUGGUCAAUUUCAGGUAGUCUAUCUCGAGAAACAGUAAAUACAUUUAGUACCCAACCACGAGAGAAUUCAAUACAAACUGUAUCGCUUAAUUCAUCAUUAUCUGGAAAAAUUUUUGAAGUAUUUCUUGAAACAUGGCAACAUAUAAAUGUUGAAAAAGUACGAAUGAAUUCUUAUUUACCAAAAGAUCGACAGAAAAAUGAAACAACUCUUAUAAUUUCAUCAUCGGAUAUUGUUUCGAAGAAAAAUGAAGAUGGAAAAUUAAUUGUAACACAAAGAGGAUUAUAUUCUUUGAUAGAAAAUCAUUCAUCUGCUCGUCUUCUAACUGAAUUAUUAAAUAUUAUCUAUAUUGAACUUUAUCAAUUUAAAACGAUGUUUACUGCAGCAAAACCAGCUAUUAGAAUAUAUGCAUCACAAACAACAUCUUCUACUAAAAAUGUAUCUGUAUUAGAAUCGAAUUCUAAUCCAACAGUUAUGUUACUUUUUAAAGAUAUUCAUGAACAAAAUUUUUGGUAUAAAAUUAUUUUUGAAAUAUGGUCCGGUAUAACAAUAGCUCAUAAAGAAUGUGAUACAACUAUAUUUCAUAAAAUUUCAAAACAUAUUGCAUUAAUAGAUACAUUAACUAGCAUGGAUUAUAAUGAACAAACAUUAUUACCAAAUAAAACAAUUGAAAAACCAAAACGAAAUUGUAAUCUGGCAAAUAUUGAUAAGACUAUAGAUGAAUUAACUAUAUUUACUCGAAUGCGAAAUACUGGAACAUUUAAAACCUUAAAUAAUGAAACACGAAAAGCUCUUCAUAAUCGUUUGUCACCAUCAUUAAAUGAAACUAAACGUUAUACUGUAAGUUGUCUUGUAUUUACUGAAAAUCCAGAUAAUAGAUAUUCAUUAUUAUGGUGUGCUUAUGGUCAUAAACUUAAAAUGUUUAAUACAACAACAUGGAUAUGUAAUCCAAAUGAUAUAUCUUUUUCUUCAGUGAUUACAUGUAUGUAUUCUGAUGCAUGUGAUAAACUUUGGAUUGGUUGUGUAAAAGGAGAAAUAUUUAUUGUUGAUACAAUACAACUUAUUUGUAAAACACAAUUAACAACAAUCGGUGGACAAGGUGGAUGUCAAACAAUGACAUAUGAUACGAUACAAAAUCGAAUGUUAAUUGGUAAUCGAUCUGGUUUAAUUACUAUAUGGAAUACAAACAAUCGACAACGUUUAUUUGAAAUUAAUCUAGAAGAUAUAUAUCAGAAAAGUUAUCAUAUGCAACAGAAAAUAUAUAAAACUGAAAUGUUAUUAAAUCUUCGUAAUCAAAUUGAAGAACCAAAAAUCAAUUUGUCUUCUUCAACAAGUCCGACAGAUAUUAUUUCAACAUUAUCAAAUGAAUUGAAAACUAUUCAAAUAUAUGAUAAUCUUUUGUUUGCUUGUUAUCGUGAUGAUUAUAUUCUUAUUUUUCGUAUAAUUAACCUCGAUACAUUUAUCUAUGAAGAUAUUCUAUCAGUUAAAUAUACUCCUGAGUCUUCAAUGCCAAUUCAUUCAUUUCUUGUUUAUAAAGAUCAAUUAUGGAUAUCAACAAGUUGUAUUAUUUCUGUAUUCAAUAUAAAUUAUGGAAAUAAAAAGAAUUCCUAUCAUUUAAUUAUGAAAAAACAUUUAGAAGAUGAUCAUCUUCUAACAAUGUUAGGUUUUUCAAAUUAUAUAUGUGCAGGAUCAGCACGUGGAUAUGUUUAUAUAUUUCGAAUGGAUAAUUAUGAAUUAUAUAAAACAUUUGAUGGACAUAAAGAUGGAGUUUGUUGUUUAUGUUCAAUAUUAGAUAUGUAUAUUAUUAGUGGAUCACAAGAAGAUGAUACUUCAAUUGUUGUAUGGGAUAAAGAACAAAUAAAAGAUGAUAUAGCCACUAUUCGAUUGUAA